Messenger RNA from Austrofundulus limnaeus, 167 nucleotides. RefSeq names its product collagen alpha-1(XVIII) chain. Gene Ontology annotation, cellular component: extracellular matrix. NCBI's taxonomy places the organism in Eukaryota, Metazoa, Chordata, Actinopteri, Cyprinodontiformes, Rivulidae. The record is from RefSeq and is a predicted model, not a curated record.
GAACUGCCUCGAAUUUUGAUAUUUAUGCUUUUAAGAAUGAGCUGAAAGGAGAACGUGGGGACUCUGGUGCCAAGGGAGAAAAGGGAGAGCCUGGUGCUGGAUAUUAUGACCCACAUUUUGGAGGAUUGCAGGGCCCACCAGGACCUCCGGGUAGUCCUGGCCUGCCG